CCUCGCACGAAAUCCACAAAUCGAAUCCCCUGGUCUCCGUUCCCUUCUCUUUGCUCGGUGUUUUUCCCCCCGAGAUUAGGGUUUCUGGAGGGAUUUCUUGCUGCGCCCCGGGAAAAAAUCGUGCCUUUUUGUUUAUUUUUCUUAAACCCUUCUUCCAUUGAUCGGGGGCCUUCUCAUGCGAGCUUUAUGGUUACAGUAGAUGCUAGAUCAUGCAUACCCUCUAUAUGAUCUCUUUCAGACCACUUGCAGAUGGUGCAGUUUUUUAAGAGAAUGGAUCUUCAGGCCAAUAUCAAUUGUUCUACAGUCGAUCCCAUUUCACAGUCAUUACUAUCAACAGUUAGGAACAUCCGUCAGCCCCUCUUUUACUGAGCUUAUUGCAGAAGAGACUUCUAACUAUUUGUUGCCUCAUAUGGACAUCAUUGAGAUUGAUUCUUCAGAAAGUGAAGAUGAUCUUGAAAUUAGACCUUUUGGAUUACAAGAUAGGUCAUACAAAAAUGGUGCUAGUGGCCAGUGGAGAAAUACUUCCGAGAGGUUCAUUGGUCAGAAUCAUGAUUCUGGCUUGAAACUCCCAUCACAUUCCAUUUCUAAUGGUGGUGAAGGAACAUCAGCCCCACGAUCUUAUAUGAGCAGUGUGGAACCAACAAUCAUAUCUAAUGAAAAUUCAGGACAUAGUAUUAGAAGCAGUGGAAGAGAUGAAGGCCGUCUUGUACCUCAUGGAGGGGCUGGUCGUGUUGAAAGAGAUGAAGCAAGGAUUUUACCUUCCGAAAGGCCUAUUCAUAUUGCAGAACUAGACAUACAUGCAGAACCGAGCCCGAGUACCAACUUUGGUUCAGAUGCAAUAUCUACUGAAUGGGGUAUGGAUGCAAAUUCCUUAUCUCAGCAUUCUCAAAGGAGGAUUCUUCCAUCUUUUUCUCAGCGAACAAAUUUCAAACAUGCAUCAGAACCUAGCAUUGGAUCCCAUAUAGGGCCUGUUCUUUCUUCCCAACAGAAGGAACUUGCACCAGUGGGGCAUUAUAGAAGGUCUGAAGUGAAUUUGAAUGACAUUGCCAAUGAUAGACGGAUCCUCAAUGAGGACCAGACCCAAAAUGGUCCAAGGAGAGUUCUUCCAUCAUCUUUGCAGCCUGCCAUGCAUGGAACUGCAUCAAAAAGUUCUCUAGACUAUGAAGGAGGGAGUCAGAUCCAUAAUUUUCCUGGGACAGAACAUGAUUCUGUAAGAACUAAUGUAUCUGAUGGUAAGGUAGUCGAUACAGCCAGGAAUAAUGAUGAAUUUCAUGCGUAUGGAAUCAAUGGUAAAGGUCGAAUUCUACCUUCGUCAGUUCUAAAUGGUAAAUCUAUUUCCAACUCUCAGCCAAAAUCUUUGACAGAGGCCAGAGACAUUAGUAAUUUUCAGGCAAAAUCAUCUUUCUCUUUGGGAGCGAAUAUUGCUGAUGGUGCACAAAAGUUUCCAUCAUUCUCAAUUGGACAUGAGAAAUCUGGUACCAGUACUGCAAAAGCUACAAAUGAGAGAUGGGGCAAAGGUGAUUUUCACAUGGAAUCUUCUAGCUCUGUCGGAGCUAGUUCAGCUGCUGGUGUGCAGAGAGUUCUACCAAUGGCAUUCAUGAAAGAAAAAAAUUUCAAUAAUACCACUCUGAAAACUUCAACGGAGUACAGAGACGAUGGUCAUACAUUUGGUAAUGCUGGUAACGUUAGGGUCCUACCUUCAUCAUUGAUGCAUGGAAAGUCUAUUAACAGUUUUCAGUCAGGUGGUGUUAGUGAUGCACAAAAUCACUUAAGCAUAGGAGAAGAUAGGAGAAUCGAGCAUGAUGAGAGGGUAAUAUAUCAAGAAGCAUUGCAGAAUCUUGGUCAGCCAAAAUUAGAAGAUGAUCUGCCUGAGGGGCUUUUGGCUGUUUCCCUUUUAAAGCACCAGAAAAUAGCCUUAGCUUGGAUGAUUCAGAAAGAGAAAAGUGUGCUGUGUGCAGGUGGAAUUCUUGCAGAUGAUCAGGGCCUUGGUAAGACAGUGUCGAUGAUAGCUCUAAUACAAAAGCAGAUGACUCAGCAAUCUGAGUUCACAUCUGGUGAUUCAAGCCACAUAAAAUCUGUAGCCUUAAACUUAGAUGAGGAUGAUGAUGGAGUCACUGAAGUGGAUAAGGCAAAGCAGAUUGCAACGGAUGAAUUAAAACAGGAACCUGUGGCCAGUACAUCAAUGCGUGCAUCUCACAAGUCAAGGCCAGCAGCAGGUACUUUGGUGGUCUGCCCUGCAAGUGUUCUGAGGCAGUGGGCUCGGGAGCUGGAUGAGAAAGUGACAAACAGUGCUAAGCUAUCUGUUUUAGUCUAUCAUGGAGGUGCACGGACGAAAAAUCCUAGUGAUUUGGCGAAAUAUGAUGUUGUUCUAACGACAUAUUCUAUUGUAACUAAUGAAGUGCCAAAGCAGUCUACAGCAGAUGAUGAUGAUGGAGAACAAAGAAACCUUGAUAGAUGUGGAUUAAUGUCAGAGUUUUCUUCUAACAAGAAAAGGAAGCAGACAUCAAACAGACAGAACAAGGUGAAGAAAAAAGGGAAAGGACUCAAGGAUUCCCACUUUGACUUGGGCAGUGGCCCACUUGCUAGAGUUCGAUGGUUUAGGGUUGUACUAGAUGAAGCUCAAACAAUAAAGAAUCACAGAACCCAAGUGGCUAGAGCCUGCUGUGGUCUUCGAGCCAAAAGAAGGUGGUGUUUAUCGGGAACACCUAUGCAGAAUGCAAUUGAUGAUCUUUACAGCUACUUUCGGUUCCUCAAAUAUGAUCCAUAUGCUGUCUAUAGUUCCUUCUGUGCCUCAAUAAAAUACCCCAUAUCCAGAAAUGCUAGCCAGGGGUAUAAAAAACUUCAAGCAGUCUUGAGGACUGUGCUGCUCCGUCGCACAAAAGGCACACUGAUAGAGGGAGAGCCAAUUCUUAAAUUGCCUCCAAAAUCAAUAUCAAUGAAAAGAGUAGAGUUCUCUACAGAGGAACGAGCUUUUUAUUUGAGGCUGGAAUCAGAUUCACGCCAACAGUUCAAGGAAUAUGCUGCUGCUGGGACUGUGAAACAAAACUAUGCAAAUAUUUUGUUGAUGCUUUUGCGUCUACGGCAGGCCUGUGACCAUCCACUCCUUGUUAAAGGAUAUCACUCAGAUACUGUUGGAAAAGACUCCUUAGAUAUGGCUAGGCAACUUCCUAGGGAGAUGCUGAUCAAUUUACUGAAUCAGUUGGAAGGUUCAUUGGCAAUUUGUGGCAUAUGUAGUGACCCACCUGAGGAUCCCGUCGUGACAAUGUGUGGUCAUGUUUUCUGCUAUCAGUGUGUAUCUGAUCGUUUGACUGGAGAUGAUAAUUUGUGUCCUGCAGCUGGUUGCAGAGACAUACUUGGCACUGAUUCAGUUUUCUCACGAGCUACACUGAGAAGUUGUAUUUCUGAUGAAUUUGAAAAUGGUACUUCAUCGCGUUCUUCUGCAAAUGAUGAGGAGUCUUCAAUCACCCAAAGUAGUUACAUCUCUUCGAAAAUUAGGGCAGCUCUUGAUAUCCUGAAUUCAGUUUGCAAGCCAAAAGUUGGUCUGGAACUGUGCAGUGAAAAUGGUUGCUAUCUAGCUGGAACUGACAAUCUCAUUACAGAUGGUUUUGGCUCCGGCACAAAUGUUGUAACUCACACAUCCACACAGUUGAACUCAAACCCAGAGAUUCCAGUCAAGGCUAUCAUUUUCUCCCAGUGGACAAGCAUGCUGGACUUACUAGAAUUUUCAUUGAAUCAGUCUCUUAUGCAAUAUAGGAGGCUAGAUGGGACAAUGUCUCUCAAUUCAAGAGACAGAGCUGUGAAAGAUUUCAACACUGACCCAGAGGUGAGGGUUAUGCUCAUGUCACUGAAAGCCGGAAAUCUUGGCUUGAACAUGGUUGCAGCUUGCCAUGUUAUUCUUCUAGAUCUUUGGUGGAAUCCAACCACUGAAGAUCAAGCUGUCGAUCGAGCACACAGAAUUGGGCAAACUCGUCCCGUGACUGUUUCUCGAUUAACAAUCAAGGAUACAGUUGAAGACCGCAUUUUAGCUCUUCAGGAAGAGAAGAGAAAGAUGGUUUCAUCUGCUUUUGGAGAAGACCAAACUGGUGGUCAUGCUACUCGUCUUACGGUGGAAGAUCUCAGAUACCUAUUUAUGGGUUGAGUGCCAGCCUUGAGGCCGAUGAGUUUUGAAAGUGGCUCAUUAUAAUCUGUUCAAUUCUUUUUGCAUCUAAGUCUGGGGUUUAUGGUCAUAUUGGUUCUAUUGUCCCUGGUAAUUGAAACCUAGAGGUUUUGAGGUGUGCUUCAUGCGAACCAUUUAACCCAGUCGGCUUAGAUUUAGAUUAUACCUUGCUAACUUACGUAAAUAUUUUACUUCAUUGGAACUGGUCAUAUGACUGUAAGUGAUUGUAAAUAUAUAUUUUGGUACUGGCCCUGGAAUAGAAUGUGGAGCAUUUAUCCAAGCUUAUUGGCGCUCUC
Messenger RNA from Elaeis guineensis (African oil palm), 4452 nucleotides. Its product is annotated as helicase-like transcription factor CHR28. The record is from RefSeq and is a predicted model, not a curated record. Gene Ontology annotation, biological process: DNA repair. Gene Ontology annotation, molecular function: ATP-dependent activity, acting on DNA; ATP binding. Lineage: Eukaryota; Viridiplantae; Streptophyta; Magnoliopsida; Arecales; Arecaceae. Gene Ontology annotation, cellular component: nucleus.